Molecule: messenger RNA, 6611 nt
Organism: Cololabis saira (Pacific saury)
Lineage: Eukaryota; Metazoa; Chordata; Actinopteri; Beloniformes; Belonidae
Gene: dock1
Product: dedicator of cytokinesis 1
Exons: 52
Coding region: 147-5819 (1890 amino acids)
Biological process (GO): small GTPase-mediated signal transduction; cell migration
Cellular component (GO): plasma membrane; cytoplasm
Molecular function (GO): small GTPase binding; guanyl-nucleotide exchange factor activity
Source: RefSeq, a predicted model, not a curated record
GACUGCACUGUCCUGUCUGUGCUGGAAAAUGGCUGCUGAACGGAGCUGCCGGGAGCUCGGGGAAAACUGAGAAUAAAAGUCCACGUCGGGGUCGAGAAGUGCUAUCUGGAGCGUCUUUUACAACUCGGGGAGCCGCGGCGGUCACCAUGACUCGCUGGGUGCCCACCAAAAGGGAAAAGUACGGAGUUGCGAUCUAUAACUAUGAUGCCCGGGGAGAGGAGGAGCUGUCACUGCAGAUUGGAGACACAGUUCACAUACUUGAGACGUAUGAAGACUGGUACAGAGGUCACAGGCUGAGGAGGAAGUCAAAGAAGGGCGUAUUUCCAGCUUGUUAUAUACACCUGAAGGAUGCCACAGUCGAGGGCAGUGGGCACAAGGAGACGGUCAUCCCCACGGAGCUGCCCCUGGUUCAGGAGGUUACCACCACGUUGCGGGAGUGGGCUACGAUAUGGAGGGACUUAUACGUGGGUGACAAGCGUGAGAUGUUCAACUCGGUCCGUGAUAUGAUCUACGACCUCAUUGAAUGGCGGUCACAGAUCCUGUCCGGCACCCUCCCACAGGAUGAGCUCUCUGAGCUCAAACAGAAGGUCACCUCCAAGAUAGACUACGGCAACAAGUACUUGGAUCUUGAUUUGGUGGUCAGAGAUAAGGAUGGAAACAUACUGGAUCCAGAGCUCACCAGCACCAUCAGCUUGUUCACGGCCCAUGAAGCAGCCUCCAAACAAAUAGAGGACCGAAUCCAAGAGGAGAAGUCUCAGAAGCAGAAUAUUGAUCUGACAAGACAAGCAAAGUUUGCUUCGACACCAGCUUUCGCCCUCUUUGUGACUCUGAAGAAUGUAGUAUGUAAGAUCGGCGAGGAUGCAGAGGUGCUUAUGUCGCUCUAUGACCCGGUGGAUUCCAAAUUUAUCAGUGAGAACUACCUGGUGAAGUGGUCGAGCUCGGGUCUGGUGAAAGACAUAGACCAGCUUCACAAUCUGCGCGCCGUUAUCACGGACUUGGGAAGUGAAGAUUUGAACAGGGAGAGGAUCAGUUUUGUGUGUCAGAUUGUCAGAGUUGGGCGCAUGGAGCUACGAGACAACAACACCAAGAGGCUGACGUCGGGUCUGAGAAGACCCUUUGGAGUGGCAGUAAUGGAUGUCACCGACAUCAUAACAGGCAAAAUGGACGAUGAAGACAAGCAGCACUUUAUCCCAUUUCAGCCGGUAGCGUUGGAUGACGCCAUUCGCCACAAGCAGCUGAACAUCUCCCGUUUUUCACCCAGGGUGGCGGGGGAGAACGACUUCCUCCAGACAGUCAUCAACAAAGUUAUCACCGCCAAAGAGGUCAAUCAUAAGGGCCAAGGCCUGUGGGUGACUUUAAAGCUGCUUCCUGGGGACAUCCAUCAGAUAAGGAAAGACUUCCCUCACCUGGUGGAUCGAUCAACAGCCGUGGCGCGCAAAAUGGGCUUCCCUGAGAUAAUUAUGCCAGGUGACGUUCGAAACGACAUCUAUGUGACUCUGGUCCAGGGAGAUUUUGACAAGGGGAGUAAGAAGACACCCAAAAAUGUUGAGGUGACCAUGUCUGUGUAUGAUGAAGAUGGCAAGAGACUGGAGAACGCGAUCUUCCCUGGAGCUGGAGAUGACGGCAUUAACGAGUACAAGUCCGUCAUCUACUACCAAGUAAAGCAGCCACGUUGGUUUGAAACAAUAAAGGUCGCUAUUCCCAUUGAAGACGUGAACCGGAGCCAUUUGCGCUUCACCUUCCGCCACCGCUCGUCACAGGAUUCCAAAGAUAAGUCUGAGAAGAUAUUUGCCCUGUCUUUCGUGAGACUGAUGAGGUAUGAUGGAACCACUCUGAGGGAUGGUGAGCACGACCUCAUCGUGUACAAGGCAGAAUCAAAGAAGCUGGAGGAUAUGUGUCUUUACCUAAACCUGCCUUCCACCAAGCUGGAGCUGGAAGAGAAGGGCUACUCCACCACUGGGAAAAGCACCCAGAACCUGGGGAUCUGCACCAUCACCAAGGAUUCCUUCCAGAUCGCCACCCUAGUGUGCUCCACCAAGCUCACACAAAACGUUGACCUCCUUGGUUUGCUGAAAUGGCGCUCGAACACCAGUCUUCUGCAGCAGAACCUCCGCCAGCUGAUGAAGGUUGAAGGUGGAGAAGUUGUGAAGUUUCUGCAAGACACCCUGGAUGCUCUCUUCAACAUCAUGAUGGAAAACUCCGACAGUGACACUUUUGAUACGUUGGUGUUUGAUGCCUUGGUGUUCAUAAUUGGACUCAUAGCCGACAGGAAGUUCCAGCACUUUAACCCCGUUCUCGAGACGUACAUUCGCAAGCACUUCAGCGCGACGCUGGCGUACACGAAGCUGACCAAAGUUUUGAAGAACUACGUGGAAAAUGCAGAGAAGCUCACAGAGCAGCUGCUCAAGGCCAUGAAGGCUCUGGAGUACAUCUUCAAGUUCAUCGUGCGCUCCAGAGUCCUCUUCAACCAGCUCUAUGAGAACAAAGGAGAGGCCGACUUCAUGGAGUCCUUGAGGAACCUUUUCACAUCUUUUAAUGACAUGAUGAACAGUAACUCAGAAAACACUGGCAUGGUGAAGGGCGCUGCACUGAGAUAUAUUCCCACCAUUGUCAAUGAUGUCAAGCUGGUCUUUGAUCCCAAGGAUCUAAGCAAGCUGUUCACCGAGUUCAUCCUGAAGGUCCCUCUGGGUCGCCUGGUGAAACAGAAGCUGGACUGUCUGAUUGACAUCGUCCACAGCGAUCUCUUCACUCAUCACGCAGAUUGCCGCGAGAUCCUCCUGCCUCUGAUGACGGACCAGCUGAAGUUCCACCUGGAGAAGCGAGAGGAGCUGAAGGCCUGCUGCCAGCUGCUCUGUGACAUUCUGGAGGUGCUCUACAGGAAGGAUGUGGGUCCCACCCAGUGGCACGUGCAGAUCGUCAUGGAGAAGCUCCUGAGAACCGUUAACAGGACAGUCAUCUCCAUGGGCCGCGACUCUCCUCACAUUGGGAGCUUCGUGGCCUGCAUGACUGCUACACUGAGGCAGAUGGAUGACUAUCAUUAUGCUCAUCUGAUCAACACCUUCGGCACGAUAAGGAGUGAUGUGGUUGAUUUCCUAAUGGAAACAUUUAUCAUGUUUAAAGACCUCAUCGGAAAGAAUGUGUACCCCUCGGACUGGAUCAUAAUGAACAUGAUGCAAAAUAAGGUUUUUCUGCGGGCUAUUAGUCAGUAUGCAGCGGUGUUAAACAAGAAGUUUCUGGAUCAAACCAACUUUGAGCUGCAGCUGUGGAACAAUUACUUCCACUUGGCUGUAGCCUUCCUCACCCAGGAGUCUUUGCAGCUAGAGAACUUCUCGAGUGACAAAAGGGCCAAGAUUUUCCACAAGUACCAGGACAUGAGGAGACAGAUCGGCUUUGAAAUCAGGGAUAUGUGGUACAAUCUAGGCCCUCACAAGAUAAAAUUCAUCCCUGAGAUGGUGGGUCCUAUGCUGGAGAUGACACUCGUUCCUGAGAUCGAGCUGCGGAAAGCCACCAUCCCCAUCUUCUUUGACAUGAUGCAGUGCGAGUUCCACUUCACCUGCUGCUUUCAACGGUUCGAGAACGAGAUCAUCACCAAGCUGGAUCACGAGGUGGAGGGGGGCCGCGGAGACGAGCAGUACAAAGUUCUCUUUCAGAAAAUUUUACUGGAGCACUGCCGGAAGCACAAGUACCUGGCCAGGACUGGGGAGAACUUUGUCACCCUGGUGGUGCGUCUGCUGGAGAGGCUGCUGGACUACAGGACCAUCAUGCACGACGAGAACAAGGAAAACCGCAUGAGCUGCACCGUCAACGUGCUCAACUUCUACAAGGAGAUAGACAGAGAGGAGAUGUACAUCAGGUACCUGUACAAGCUGUGCGACCUCCACAGAGAAUGUGACAACUAUACUGAGGCUGCGUACACUCUGCUGCUACAUGCGAAGUUGCUCAAGUGGUCAGAUGAGCCCUGCGCAGCCCACCUGACCCAGAGAGACGGUUACCAGGCCACCACUCAAGGACAGCUUAAGGACCAGCUCUACCAAGAGAUCAUUAAUUACUUCGACAAGGGCAAGAUGUGGGAGGAAGCCAUCAUUUUGAGCAAGGAACUGGCCGAACAGUAUGAGAAUGAAAUGUUCGACUUUGAGCAGCUUAGUGCAUCCUUGCGGAAACAGGCCCAGUUCUACGAGAACAUUGUGAAGGUCAUCCGACCCAGACCGGACUACUUUGCCGUGGGCUAUUACGGAGUGGGGUUCCCGUCUUUCCUGCGUAACAAAAUGUUCAUGUAUCGUGGGAAGGAGUACGAGCGCAGAGAGGAUUUUGAAGCCCGACUCCUCACUCAGUUUCCCAACGCAGAGAAGAUGAAGACGACCACUCCCCCCAGCGAGGACACGAAGUGCUCCUCUGGACAGUAUAUCCAGUGUUUCACGGUGAAACCCAUCCUCGACCUGCCAGCCAAGUUCCAAAACAAGCCCGUCUCUGAACAAAUUGUCAGCUUCUACACUGUAAAUGAAGUCCAUAAAUUCCAGUAUUCCAGGCCGGUGAGGAAGGGAGAGAAGGAUCCUGACAACGAGUUUGCGAACAUGUGGAUCGAGAGGACCACAUAUUCGACAGCAUACAAACUUCCUGGGAUUUUGAGGUGGUUUGAAGUCAAGUCAGUCUCCACGGAAGAGAUCAGUCCUCUGGAAAAUGCCAUGGAAACGAUGCAGCUAACCAACGAGAAGAUCAGCAGCAUGGUGCAGAGGCAUCUCAAUGAUCCCAACCUUCCCAUCAAUCCGCUCUCCAUGCUGCUGAAUGGGAUCGUAGACCCGGCCGUCAUGGGAGGAUUCACCAACUAUGAGAAGGCCUUCUUCAAUGACAAGUACAUGCAGGAGCACCCCGAGGACCUAGAGAAGAUAGAGAAGCUGAAAGAUCUGAUCGCCUGGCAGAUACCACAUCUCGCCGAAGGUGUUCGUAUCCAUGGCGAGAAGGUGACGGAGGCGCUGAGGCCCUUCCACGACCGCUUGGAGGCGUGCUUCAAGCAGCUGCGCGAGAAGGUGGAGAAGCAGUAUGGAGUCAAGACUCUGCCGGCAGCAGAUGAGCGGCGGGGGCCUCGUCCUGCCUCGAUGGUGCGCUCCUUCACCAUGCCCUCCUCCCAGAGGCCGUUGUCAGUAGCUUCAGUUACCUCCAUCUCCUCCGACAACUCCCCCUCCAGGCCCGGCUCAGAUGGCUUUGCUCUGGAGCCUCUACUGCCAAAGAAGCUGCACACCAAGUCUCAGGACAAACUGGACCGGGACGAACCUGAAAAGGAGCGCAAGGAGAAGAAGAAGGAGAAGAGGAACAGCAAGCACCAGGAGAUCUUUGACAGAGAGUUGAAGACGACAGAAAUCCCGAUGCAGCCAGCUGAAGCUGUCAUCCUCUCAGAGACGAUCAGCCCUCUGAGGCCUCAAAGACCGAGGAGUCAAGUUCUGAACCAGAUGGGCGGAGACCGCCGCCUCUCCGUUUCUCCCGGGCCCCCGUCUUCCUCCGGCUCCUCCUCCUCACCGGGACCCCCACCCAUCACACCCCGGAGCAAAGCUUCCUUCAGUCUACACGCUGUUUCCAGUCUGGAGCUGAACGGGAUGGGAUGUCCUGACAAGGGUGAAACCCCGCCGCCGCUGCCGGUGAAAGGCAGCACAGCCGAUUACGGCAACCUGCUAGAUAAUCAAGACUUGACGAUUCCCUCGACGCCUCCGCCGCCCCCGCCGCAUCAAAGACACAUUCCACCCCCUCUGCCAAGCAAGACCCCCCCUCCGCCGCCUCCCAAGACCACCAGGAAACAGGCCUCCAUCGAUUCAGGAAUUGUACAGUAAACAAAGACGCUGAAUUUAGGACCAGUCAGCGCAACAAAAACCGCCAUCAACAGUGAGCGUUUCCCCCCAGAAGAAAUGGUUGUUUUCACCCACACGCUCCUCGCCCGCAGCCCCGGCUUGACAAGAUGAAUACCUCACCGCAGCCCACCCCCUCUUAUCAUCUUUAAUUCUCUCCUUUAUUCUUUUUGCCUUCUGUUUGACAACGAUGCAGUUUGCAGCACGGUAUAUGUUGCACGGAUGAAUAGCCGACGGCGUCUGUGACGACACCAGACCACAUCAAGCUUUUAACUUGACAUGAGAUUGUGCGACGACAGAUAAGCUUGGACCAAAAGUUUUCCAAUACUGACCCGCUCUCGUGUAUUUGAGAGCACACUGCUCAUUAAAAGCAUUAUUCCAGUCUCUUUUUAGCAUAUUCCCACUAUGUACAGUUUUUUGUAUAUAUAAUUUUAUUUUAUGUCAUGUUUUUUUUGUAUGUAAUUUUGAUCAGGACUCUUUUUGUAUUAACAUAUCAUUAGAUUAAGAGGCAUUUAUAUGAAACAAAAAAGGGCUUGUGGUUUGAAUUGAUAAGGACUUUACAGAGCUGGUAUUUGAAAACCAACCGUGGAUUUUAUUGGUAAAAUAUUUGGAGUGCACAUACAACUAACUUCCAUCUCUCUCUCUCUCUCUCUCUCUCUCAUCGUUCAGUCCUUGUCCUUGAUUGCUGUAACCUUGGAUUUCAGUAAUAUUGACUGUACCCGGUUCACUACUGACAUGACUUCUGAAUAAACUUUCAAAUGUAUGUAUUUUUAAAAA